Molecule: messenger RNA, 5748 nt
Organism: Athalia rosae (coleseed sawfly)
Lineage: Eukaryota; Metazoa; Arthropoda; Insecta; Hymenoptera; Athaliidae
Gene: Teh4
Exons: 5
Coding region: 2072-3460 (462 amino acids)
Biological process (GO): regulation of sodium ion transport
Molecular function (GO): sodium channel regulator activity
Source: RefSeq, a predicted model, not a curated record
AGAAAAUAUUGAUAGGGAAAAAGCUCGUCCUUCGUCCCACAGUGAGAUAAGGAGAGCUUUUUUGCCGUUCCGUUUUUGUUCGAACAAUAAUUUCGAAGGGUCGCAGAAAUUCGCCGGCAGAUGUAGAUGCCUUCCGUUUCCUUUCUCGGGAGCUUGCACCCUUGAGAUAUCGUGCCUGUAAUAUACCUGUGUAUACGUAAUAAACUUAGGUAGGUAAUUUUGUUAUCGCGCAUGUCCGAAUUCGUGGCAUAUUCUAACUAUAUACCGAUCCGACCUAUAUAUAAUCGAAAGCUUUGCUUGUUUUCAAACAGUUCACGAGUCGCGAGAGCGUCGAACAGGUGUUUCGUUGUACAUAUAUGUACACGUUAUUUUUUUUUUAACAACACCGCGGAAUCCCUGGGAGCCGCGAUGUUUUAAAAACCAAAAUCAAAAAUCGAAAAUCAAAAAAGAAGCGUCGAAAGUGAAUGGAGAAACAGAAAGAAAAUUGAAAAAAAAAAUGGACGGAAAUGAAACAACGAUGACGAGAUAAUUUAGAAUUAAAAAUUUAGGAAACAAAAAGUAACAAUUUGAUAUCGGAAAAAAUAGAUAAUCGCAAACGAAAGAAAAAAAAAAAAGGAUAAAUGAAUGAAUAAAUACAACUGCCAAAAUGUGCUUGAUAUAGAUUUCAUAUACUAAAUAUCUCAUGUACGUACUUAAUAAAAUGAAUUAAACGAACUGAGCUUUACUUUUAUGUACAUUUAUGUAUGUGUAAAACAUAUAUAAUACCUAUAAUAUACGAAAACCUAACGCACAAUUUUAUAUUUUUGAUUAUAACGAACGUCCUACGAUUUUCCAUUCAAGGUUUCGUUUUUUCAAGUUCUUUUCUCUUUUCAAGCUUUUUCAUUCACACUUUUAUCCCGCGUCAUUGAAACGAUGUAAUUUAUACGUUACAUUAGAGAUUUUCGCGUGUAAUUAUUUAAAUUUUCGUCAUAAUUUUUUUUAAACACAUUCGAAACGAAAAAAAUAAGAACCAACACAUACCAAAAUUGUCAGAUCGAGCUGCGAGUAUUUUUGAUAUACCGGGAGAGCUUAAAAUUGAACAUUUUUCUAAUAUACAUUACCAAUUAAUUAAUGAAUAAUAACAGUAAUAACAGUAAUAAUUCCUUCGAAUAAUAAUAAUCAUCAGGUAAUAGUAGCCGUUGUCAGAGACGGUUGAGUAAUUUACCAAAGUGCAUGUGCUCGCUUUUCUGAACUUACGUAUACACACGGGUACACGAAUACUUAGGUAUAUACGUACGUUGAGUAUACCACUUUACUAUACAUAUUCGCGUGCUCAAUAGAUAGCAGUGUACAUAAAUAUAUAUACAUACAUAUAUUUAAUAUUAUAUCAUAUAAAUAAAUUUAUACAUGGUGUAUUUUUUAACCCAUAUUAUACAUAUACAUGUACGUAUUAAUCUUCACGUUACGCAGCCGGAUGUAUCGCGAAUUAAAUAUUUUUUCACACAAUUAUAAAAAAAGAUAUUAAUUCAAAUCGAAUUAAAAAUCGAAUGAAAAAAUAAAAUCGUCAACGAAAGAUUUUUUAAUUAUAUAAUAAAUUAAUAAUAAAUGAUACGGAGACGUGAUUUAUCAUUGUAAUAAAGUAUCUGAGCCGCAGAUAUAAUUAAUCGGUGGGAUCACAUUGAAAAAAGGGAGAAAGAAAAGACGAAAAAAAAUUACACAACGAUCAUCAUUAUCAUCGGGGUGCGGUUAUUUGCGUUUUUCUUUUAACCCGUUUAAUAAGGGAGUGGUUUUAAUACACGUCUAUGGACGGGAAAAAAAGUUUUCAAAAAGAAACCAGAGAAAAAGUUGAAAGGAAAAGAAACUGAAUAAUUCAAAUGAAAAUAUUUAUGCAUACCGUGUACGGAUGACGCCUAAUAAAUAUGAAGUUCGUUGACGAGUCGAGGAGAAAGAAAUUUCAUCAUUCGCGGACCGUCGUGAUACGGAAUUGUGAAGAAAAGUUAAUUGUCCGAUUAAAAGAAUCGCGUUAAGUUUGUCUUUUUCUUUCGCUCUCCCGUUUCCCCUUCACUCGUCGAUUAUUAAAGUUCGGUUAAAAAUGGGUCGUAAAUACAAGCAACGUCUGAUACCCGAACAAGACAGAAGAAUUUGCGGCAGUAUUUGUCUGUGUCAAUUCACCAUAGUCAUAAGCUGCGUUGCUCUAGUUUAUUUGAGCGUGGCGAUCUACAUGCCGUCGCACAGAGCUUUCAACGCCGGAAUUGAACCGGAUCCGGUGAUGUGUCAGACGGUGAAUACCACACUCGUUAAUUAUUGUGCCUGGGCUAGCUGCGGCGAAUGGUGUUUGACGAAAACAACCGGAUUUUGUCCGCAAAUUCACGCGACCGUCAGGAGGAAUGGUACUAAUGUUAUUUUCGAGAACUGCACUAGAACGGCCAGCAUGUCCUGCCCACAGGUGAACACGGCGAGCCUGAAGAGGUACAACUGCAACAACGGCAGCGAGUGCAGUUCCUUGUCGGGUGUGUUCAAUUGCAGUUUGGGCCACUGCGCGAACAUGAGCGAGUUGAUGCUGUGCCAUCACAAAGCGGACGGGAUAUUGGUUGACAGCGAGAAGGACAAUAUGAAAUUGAACGGUUUUUUUAGCUGCCAAAAUUCGCGUUGCACGAAAAUAAAGCGGGCAUUUUCCUGCGACAGAUAUUGCCCGAAGAUAACCACCGUCGGCGUGAACGUAUUUCUCAUGCAGGACGACAACAUAUUUACCGCCCAUUGCUCCAGCGCGAAAGCUCUCAACAAAGCCAACGGAAAUCUGCCGGGCGAAGUGCUCCGAGAGCCCGUCAAAUUCUGGGUAGAAAAUUCCGGCGGUAUUAUAGCGAGCUGUCUGAACGUUCGUAAAGACGGAAACACCAUAAGGACGGAGGACUGCGUGAACGGUUCGCUGGUCGUGGAGGACAAGGUUCCGCAUCCUUACAUAAAUUUCACGACAUUUCUCGACAUUUACGAAUCGAAUCUGGCCAAUCCGGUUGAUCCCGACAAUAAUUACGUCCCGUCGCAGAGGUCCUUGACCAUAUACAACAGUUCGAGGCUUUACAUAAAUCUGGAAGGAUGCGUGAACACCCUCAGGGGGGAGUGCAGGGAUUUUUUGUUAACGAACGGAAGGGACGGCGACAACCAGACUGCGCAGAGCAGAUACCCCUGCUACUAUAACAAGAACGAUUCUUUCUUGGUGUUGGCGAGAUUCGACUUGGAUAAAACUAGGACGGAGUUGUUGAUAGCUAUAAUAGUGCCGACGGUAUUUUUCGUCGUCAGUUUGACGACGUUGGUUGUAAUAACUCGUUCGGUUCAAGUGGGAGAUGACGCUAAGAUGAGAUGUAGGUAUUGCUCGACCGAAGCGGAAGAUAAGGAGAGCGAGGACGAAGGCCUGGUGGAAGGCACGCCGAAUUCGCCCGUUGGUUUUGACAACGAAAACGAACUUAGAACAAUGGCUUUUUAGCGGUGUAAUAAAUCAGCGCUCUACGAACGCCUGCCGUUGGGGGACCUCGAGAACGAAGAUUCGAAUUUUUAAUCGAUCCCGAGGAUGUUGAACCGAAUUCAUUCGCGGCGGGGGAAAAAGAGAGCACCACGAGCUGUCGUUUCGUGAAGAAAUUAUGUAUCAUACAAAAAUAAAAAGACGGAGAACUUCGUAACAAAAGAAAAAUUGAUGAAUCGACGAAUUGAUCUCAACGAUUCCCGUGAAUUUUACCAAAUCGAAGGAUAUAUUAUAUUUGAAAAAAAGGGAGAGGAAAAUUCCGAAUUUUCGCCACAAGGAUACAAGUUUUCAUUUAUCACGAUGUGUGAUUCAAGUGAUCGAAUAUUCAUUCCGUAUUGGUCGUUAAAUGUGAGCUAUGUACAUGAAAAUUAUGUAAUAAGAUUAGGUGAGUAGUUGAAAUUGAACAUACGACGCAUUCGGUUAUCGUGACAAACGGGUAUACGUGAGCUAAUAUUGAAUAUUAUCGAGGUUUAGGGUGGAAAAAUGGAAGAAUCGAUCGCCUAUAUAAUGUGUACAGCGUAUUGGGUUUAUUGCCGCCUCGAUCGCCGCCGUAUGCAAUGUGUACCUAAACGCAAUGUGUGUAAUAACCCUAACGGGGCCAAUAGCAAAAUUAAGUGAGCAAUUGAAAAAUUACUCGUUCUUUUCAUUUCCAAAGAAAAACUAUCAUAUAUUGCCUUCGUCGUAUUUUAUCCCUAUUUAAAAUAACGAUAUAAUAUAUAUUAUAUACACGAACAAUUUUAAAUUGAUUAGAAAUAUAUAUCUAUACAUACAUAUAUAUAUACAACGUAUAGUAAAUACCGCAUAGUAUACAUGUACGCGAUACAAUACUAUGAUUGAAAUUUUUCUCAUCAGUUUUUUUUUUUUUUCAAUUGAAGAUAUUGACAAUGAUGGUCCAUCUCGAAAUUGAAUGUGCUUGCGAUCGAAAAAAAAUAAAAUAAAAUAAGGAAAGACCAAAAAUUCUGCAGGAUCAACGAAUCAAAUUCAGAAAAAUUUUUCAAUCAUCGUUAUUCUACGACUGAUGAGAAGUGAUAAUUUUUUAUUUCCUGUGAAACUAUUGAGAAAAUAAAAUAACUAAAUGCUGCCUUCAACACAUACACGAACACAUGUAAUAUUCAAAUCACUAUAUGUGUACACGUAUAUGUACCUAUGUAAGUUUUGAAAGAAGUGAAAAAGAAAAGAAAGUAGUAGUCGUCGUCGUUUCGUGAACGUGUAAUGCUUGAUCGACUCACAGUAUUAAUUAAUCAAUUGAGUAAUUUAGUUUUUCGCAGGUAAAAAGAAUAAUGAAAUUUUUACAAUUUGAUUAAGUUGAGACGAUAAAAAUGUAUACUGUAAUUAGACUAUAAUUUCAAGAUGCGUUUGCCAGCUAGGUGUGAUAGAUGAAUUAUACCAUGUAUUAUACACGUGCAUAAGUGGACAAUUAUUGUUAGAACAAAAAGAAAAAAAAAAAAAAAAAAAACCAAACCAAUUUUCCUAUACAAUUAGCUGAAAUAUCUUGCAAUCACUAACGUGAAUUGAUGUGUAUGAAAAGUAGUGAAAAAGUCAAAAGGUAUCCAUAUCUGCAUAUGGAAAGAAGAAGAAUAAUAAUUCAUGCAAAAGUCUAGUCGAUGUGAAACUAUUAUUAUAAUAAUUACUGUACUAUAGCUCUGUAAUCUUUUUCCUUUUCUUCGUUCUUCUUUGGUUGUAGGUUGUAUGUUUCUACUUUAGUUAGUUUUCCCAUAAAUAAUAAUCCAUCUACAUCUAUAUACAUCCAUCACAAACUCUGAACAGAAUGAAAGUCUAACUGCGUCAGCCUAUACAUAUGAAAAUUUAUAUAAAUAAACGUGUAAUGAAAUUUCUUUUUCUUUUUUUUUUUCAAAUUUAUAUAUAUUAUAUAUAUAUCUAUAUACUAUACACAGGCUUGUAAAAGUAAUUUUACUCUACAUAUAUAUAUAUACAUAUACUAUAUGUGCCUUCGAUUCAUUUCCGCUAUUGUAAUACGCCUAAAACUGGACCGAAAAUAGUGAUUGAAUAGAAAAAAAAAAGAGACAAAAAUCUGAUCGAAAUACGUAGAAAAAAUAUUGGGCAAAAAAUAAUCGAUGUAACGUCUGUUGUGUACCUCAUACGUUGAAGAAGAAAAAAAAAAAAACGAACAGAAAAACCUAAAAACGAAAAGCUUUACAUUGUACAUUACUAUUGUACACAUCUUUACAAAUUCAUGUGUGUAAUGUACUCGACUACGAAUAUAUGUAAUACAUAAAAUAAGUAUAUACAAA